Molecule: messenger RNA, 5612 nt
Organism: Corythoichthys intestinalis (scribbled pipefish)
Lineage: Eukaryota; Metazoa; Chordata; Actinopteri; Syngnathiformes; Syngnathidae
Exons: 10
Coding region: 628-2235 (535 amino acids)
Biological process (GO): T cell receptor signaling pathway; B cell receptor signaling pathway; negative regulation of T cell activation
Cellular component (GO): membrane raft; plasma membrane
Source: RefSeq, a predicted model, not a curated record
GUGGAACACAGCAAUGUUACAGUGCUGUACUCCAUGAACUAUUUGCCCCUUCUCUCUUCCGGUCGACACCAUAAGUUUUAUUUUGAAAGAUGUGCCCGGAAGCGAAAAGCUAUUCUUACUGCUCGUCGUUUCGUGGUGAUGCCAGGCUGAUCUGAUGGAGGCUGAGCAGGGAGGAAGGAGGCGAGCCCCUCAGCUUCCGCGUCAGCAUCCCUUCAAAUAGCUGCUGUCACUUGUCUGCAGCACGCACAGAGUCAGACAUUUUUGAAGCUCUCGCUCGAAAAAUAAAAAUAUAUAUAUACGAUUCCCAUUAGACGUUUUAUGUUAAGGGAGCAGCUCUCGUCUUGCAUGAUGACGACAAUCACGAUGAGCGUGGAUAGUCGGUAAGGAGGCUGGAGCCUGGCCAGGAACGAUAGCGAUGUUCAAGGCGCCUCGUCCCGGGAGAAGUCACCCCAGAAACUGAUUGCGAGACACAGAAAUGCUGCACUAAAAUCACCAGCUGGUCGAACAUGGAGCACAUGCAGGACACACCCUGCUCUCUCCCUUAAAGAGGUUUUUCUGAGCUGAGAGUUUGUGUGGCAGAGUUUGAGCUGAGAGCUGAAGUGAGUGGGUGUCAAAAGAGCGUGUGUCAUGGCCGACAGCGAAGGGACAAACCUUGAGGACCCUCCCUACAAAAACCUGCUGCUCCUGGGUGCUAUCGCGGCAGCGUCUGCAUUUGUGGUCACGAUUCUCAUUGUCCUCGUAUGCGUGGGCUGCCAAAGAAAAAGCAAGAGCAAGCACCCUUCAGCCGGAGAGAAAGGGACAUCAGUAAAUAUGCAAGGUACCCUUCGACAUCCAAAACUGAACUCCAUGAGCAAAUCGGACACCAGGCUGCAUGAGAUCAAUCGCUUUCCCUGCAAUGGAAACUCUGUUAGUAAGAGCCGCCCGGCAAGCAUGGACCUCCUGCUCCUCCACAGUCGGCGCUCCCAGACGGACCUGAGGCCUUCCCAGGGGCGUCAGCUUCCACAGAUCCCCACUAGCCCUCAAGGAUCCAGUCAAGGAGGAGAGGGAGACAUAGGAGGAGAAGGGGGAGGAGGGGAGGCCAGAGACCACACUUACACCGAGGUGGGCCUUCGAAAUAAUCCCACCCCGACGCACGCCUUGGACGACGGCCUGUAUGAGAGCGUCAGUGUCCGGGAUGGGGACGUUGGACCCAAAGUUCCAGCAGUCCCACCCCCGACAUCAACUAACACUCCAGCUCCAGUAAGAGUCAGCCAAAGCCCACCUGCUAAGCCCAACGGGGCUCGCAAUGGCAAUAGCAAUGGUGGCAGAGGGAAUGGCACCGUUAAUGGAACAAUAGCUGGGAAAAUUAAUGGAGCAAGUGGGGUUAACAUGUCCCCACUGUCCUCAGUCAACCCCCUGGUCACCCAAGAACCCACUGCAGCGGACUAUGCUUCAAUUCGCAAGUUCAGAAAGGUUGACAAGACCAACAGGAAGGAAAAUAAUGGAGCUGACAGCCAGUCAGACCAAUCGAGCGUGAGCGACUCACCAUCGACUGCUCCUCCGCAACUGCAUCGCAGUCAGGAGUUUCCUCGGAAAACCCUAGAGCCCUUUCACCUGCACUCUUUCCCAAAGGAACCAGUGUUCAUGGGCAACGGCGAGCAGUACAUCUGGAAGCCACCAGAGGACGAUGACAUCAUCACUUUGCACCCACCUCCUCAUCGCAUUGAGAACGGACAGGGGCACCCAUCUCCUCCAACUGCAAAGGAGAUUGCUGACACAUACUCCAUUGUGUGCAAAACCCAGAGGAAAAAGAAUCCCAUGGAUGGCAAUGGAGCAAAGACCCUUCCACGCUCAUUUGGUGGGGAUAGAGCAAAGGGACGCGGCCGAGGGGUCCAGGGGCAGGCACGAUCCCAGGAGGAGCCGUGCUAUGAGCCCACAGGAGACAGGGUCUGGCCCAAGUGUAUGGCGGCGGAGGCUGACCCUGCGUACGCCACCAUUGACAGUCACCGUAAACGCGAGCAAGUCGGCGGCAAUAAUAGCGCAGCGGCUAGUAAUGCUACCCUUAAGAGGAAGAAGCAACAGGCACCAUCAGCUGCACCUCAGGGCUCAGCAUCCAACCCCCUGCCUGUUCGAGGCCUACCUGGGGGAGAUAACUUCUAUGAGACCAUCAGCGAUGUAAAAGGAGGCAAUAGCUCCAGCACCACCACCAUCUUCACAUUCAAUGAUGGAAUGGAGAUGUAUGUCACUGGUCUGUAGCUUGCAAACAUGCGGAAAGAUCACGACAGGGACUGUCCUGUUAACUUGCCAUGAGGUUUUUGUACAUACUAAACGUACUCUGACUUCUCCAGAUAAAUGAAAUGACGAUCAAAUUUGUGUUGACAUCAGGUACAAACAGGGUUUAAAUCCAGGUUCAGACUUUACUUCAUUGGUCUGUAGUUCAGAACCAGCCUCAACCCUAAAAGGACCAACAUAUUUCCUCAAAAAGAAAAGAAAACUGGAAUACUCUUUUUCAGACAUACUGUAUCAGUGACUUUAAUCUCAUUCAUGGUCGUCAUUUUCCAUCAUAUCUUUAUUUUUGUAUGACCAAACUUUAAUUUGUUGUAAUGUAACUCACAAUUUGAGCACAUCGGACAUGUAUUGAAAAUGUAAAUGCAUGUUUUGUGCAAACCACAGAGUGCAGUAGCAAUUAUGCUGGCUAUAUUAGAAGAAGGAGGCCACAGUGCGAGUUGCCAUGCGUAUACGCACACGCACACACACAAACAUGCACACCUAAACCUGGGGGCACUUAUGUAACAUAAGCAGAUGGAUGUCACAGAGAUUUUUGGAGCUCAGCUCAACCUAAGCAAACAGUAACAGGUUCCCUGCGCAUACUGACCUGUUGCCUGGCAGAGAGAGCUGUGUCGUUUUGUACAAACAAAGGCCAGUCGUUUGUCAGCCUGCUCAAACUCAAAUUAAGUGAAGACUAGUGAAGGCUGGUCUAUUUUACAAACUGCUAUCAGUAGCAGUCCUCCUGGGCAACUUCUUUGAUCAUUUAACAGUACUACUGGAUAUACUGUGGGUUACAGAUCUGUAAAACAACACUCAAGAUAUCCAAGACAAUAUUCUUCCUAAUAAUAAUUGGGAAUGUCAAAUAUAUGCAUAGUUACUUGGGAAAAUGCCAUUAUAUGCUUUGGAUUUCUCAUUACAGAUCUGCAUUUUAGUUGCAGAUGCUCACUAUCUGAAUUACAGUUAGCUGCAGAUGAAUUGUAGAUAUACAGAUUUGGGAUAUCCACAAUAUAAUUUUUGACUGGUAGAGCUUGCAGACAUGUAAAGACAAAUGUUUUACUUAUAGAUGGCAAAAGUCAGUUUAGUCAAUUGUCUACUAAACUACUUAAAAUUGAGCUAUGACUAGUCACAAAGACAGUUUUGGAUAGUCAACUUAACUUUUAAAUUUUAGAUUCACUGCAAUAGCCUUUCUGGCUUUGCUUGUGUGUUUGGUUUGGUUAACAAUAUAAUCCUCAGGCCAGUUAACAAUUGAGACUCAAAUUUUAUCAACAUCAAUCUGUAGCCAGAGGCAUGAUGACACACACAUCUCUCUUUCUCUCUUUUCCCUCUCCCUCUCACCCCUUCCUCUCUCACAUGCGCACACACAUCCAUGCAUGCGUGCUUGGCAGUUUUACAGGGUAAAGCGAUCAGGUCUGUGGUUGCCAGUUUGUUGAGCAAGAGUAAUACAGGUGACAUUUAACAAGACAAGACCGUUCUCGUAUGGGUAUAAAAGAAUGAUUUGUACUUUGUCACAAGUAAAUGAACUUUUUUUUUCUUUUAAAUGUGAUUUUAGCAUUGUUUUAUCGCACUCAACGGCUACAGGAAUGGCUGUCCUUAUAUUUUGUAUUAAUAUGCUGUAAAUGUUCUGGUUUGCUGUCUGCGCUCGGUCGUUCUCCAGGCGAUCGUUUGGUGGUUGGAAUAGCAAAAGCAAGCUUUUACUCCCAAGAAAACACCCAUGGAGUGUCUUUUGGACGGUUGCCCCUCGCCUUCUCCACAGCCUGUUCUCCGGCCCCCACAUCCUUCAUUGUAAACAAUGUCUUUUUCAUGUAGCUUUGGGGAACAUUAAAAAAAAUAAACAAAAAUGAAUGGAGAAUGGAACGAAAACUUAAAAGCUCAAUAAAUGGGUGCAAGUUCAUGAGGCAAGAAUGAUGAGCGACAUAGAAAAGUGAUCUCACUGUGAGAAAACCAUACAAAUGCUUAAAAGUUCUGACUCAGUAGCAUAUGUUCGAAAUGAAAGUAUGUCAAAGUAAAUGCACAAAUGUAUUUUAUUGCACUGUUCAUUUUUUUCUCUCCUUUUAAACAAUGAAUAGCUCACGCCACUGCCAUGAAAUGAGUAUGUGUUGGUGCAAUUUAUCCUGCUUGAUCCAAAAAGUGCAUGCAUUAUUAUAUUAAUAUGAAACCAUUAUUGUGGUACUUGAUUAAUCUCUUGUUCGUUAGUAUUUCGUUGUACUUUUUUGCCGUGUAAUGCACAGAAGCACCCCCCCCCCACCCCCACCCCCUACAAGGCAGCAACCAGGAAGAGGGAAAGGAACAAGAAAAAUUGAAGCCACCGGGAUUUUAGGCCACUGUGUUUAUAUUUUUAAAUGGGGGAGGGAGAUGAAGCCUGAGCAUGAAACUGGAUGUGGAUCAGUGCAAAUGGACACGGACCUGAUGGACACGCCUACUCCUCCACAAAUGCACACAUAUACACAAAUGGAGAAGCACACACUGCAACAUUGAGCCAUGUGCUUUUCCAGUUAUGGGGAGGAAGCACUUUUUGCCCCUGCUUAUACUCCCUACCCCAGCUGUGUUCGCUCCCCAAUAUAGGACACAGAGCUUGCUUUGCUCAGCUUCAUCUCAUUCACUAGCUGUACUGGGGAGGGCUUUUUGGUGUCCACUUCUGAGGGACUCCCAGAGUGUCAAUGUCAAGCUUUGCCCAUGCUGAUAAUAACGAUGCAGCAUUGGCCCAACAAAUGUCUGAGAUGAAAAAUGGCAAACAGCUGAGAAGCUUCUCACACAAUGCUGCGUGGCCCUCACUCCUAUUACUUUUCCCCUGACUGUCACAUUGGCCCCAAAUCUUUCUCUUGAAACAAAGCACUGAUGCGAUCUAUUUUGUUGAACAUUGUUCUAUUUAGAUUGACACAGAAGUUCGCUGCACAAAUAUAGUAUGGCUAUGUAAAUGUGUAAAAUACUCUGCUGCUGUUCAGAUGUUGUCACAAUGUAAAGUAUGCAGUAUCUUUGUUGAGGGUGUCAAUUGGUAAUCACAGACACAUUGUCAUUUGUGGAUGCAAAUUGUUUUCUGCUGUCCAUGCACAUACAGAUGAUAUUUGUUAAUUGUCUCCGGAUAUAGUUAUGGGCCAAUACUGAUGUUGGAGCUGUAGCCAAUGUUGUAUGUACUAAAAGCACAGGGUUGUUUAGUUGGAAAAGUAUAUAUGUGUGUGUGUGUAUGUAUAUACAUAUAUAUAUAUAUAUAUAUAUAUAUAUAUAUAUAUAUAUAUAUAUAUUACACACACAGAAUAUACACAGAAAAAGAUAGCGUGGCAGUGCAGAUAUGCAAAAGAUUGUAAUGUUUUAUAUUAAUCUUCAUAUAAUAUUAAAGUGAAUUUUUACUUUUCUAAUAAAGUGGCACA